This is a messenger RNA of Penicillium macrosclerotiorum, 1623 nucleotides long. RefSeq lists its product as uncharacterized. The transcript is spliced from 2 exons. The record is from RefSeq and is a predicted model, not a curated record. NCBI's taxonomy places the organism in Eukaryota, Fungi, Ascomycota, Eurotiomycetes, Eurotiales, Aspergillaceae. Bases 1 to 1623 code for a protein of 540 amino acids.
AUGCAACCCAUCAACAUACCCCCCAACGACCCAAAGGCUCCAAGAUGGCUUCUGGAUCUACAGGAAUGGAGAAUACAGCCCUACACUGAGGUUCCAAAGGAGAUACUGGAAGGUGAAGGCUAUGGAAUAGUUUCCUAUACCUGGGGGUAUAUUGCACAGUGGGAUAAACCCGCCCUGGAUGUGCCCAAAGGGAUUGUUUGGACAGUACCCACCACUUCGAAAUGGAGCUUGGCAAGGGCAAGAGAAGUCAUGCGGAAGAUUGGCACCCGGUAUAUUUGGUGGGACUGGAUGUGUGUUCCUCAAGGCCGCGUGCAAGACCUCACUCCCGAGCUUCUCAAAGCCAAAGGAGAGGAGAUUGGGAAGCAAUUGCAUAUAUACAAAAACUCGAGCAAAAGCAUUGUCUGGCUUCAUUCCACAUCAUGGGAAGAUGAUUCAGCUCUGAAAGAGGUACUCCUUCUAGAAAUGUCACAACCUGGCUUUCAAGACCCGACAAUUGUCCAAAGUUACACAAGAAAGGUCGACAAUUACAUCGAAACUGCGCAAGCGGAUGAACGUUGGCUGAAGUCCGGUUGGACAUUACAAGAAGGUGUUCUUCUAAGCAGCACUUGUCUAAUCGACGGGCACGGGAAUACACUCUCUGAUAGCAGAUUCUAUACCGGCCGCAAAGCUACCGUUCGAGAUCUUUCAAUCCCUGUCUCGACUCUUGCUUUCAACCUCGCCUCCGGCUACUUCAUCCAAAGCGAAGGACAUGAUCCGGAUACCACAAGACCUGGCGCUGGUCAAUUCGGUCAUUUGCUACCAAAAUCACCAGAGUCCGUGAUCUGGUUACGUCGAUCACUUAAGAAUUUAGUUCAGUCCGGACUAGUGAUGUUCUUCGAGUAUAGUCCUCUUUUCAUUUUGGCUGGGAAAUAUAGCAGAAUGUAUGGUGUGUUGGCGGACUCUUGCUGGGCCUUGGUAGGUGCAAUGGAGUUGGAGAAUAUUGAAGUCAGUUAUGACCUUCCUAUGGAAAACAUCAAGAGGAGGUUUCUAUCUGCACUUGUUGAAAAGUAUCAAUGGAUGAUGAUGUUUCUGCCUUUUCCGGAGUGUCUGAUUGAAGAGAGGGGAGGUACGAUGAAACGACCUUUCCAGUGGACGGAUGUUGUCGAUGGUGCCUUUUUGCCUGUUGGUCUUUUCCUGGUUGAAUCUCAUGCAGAUGAGAAUUUGCCUGCAGAGAAGCAGCCAACUUUGCAAUUUUCUGACGAGAAUUUCGAAUCGGAUGAACUCCGGGUCAAGGGGCCGGGUGGCCAGGCAAUGAGUCUAUUCCGCGUGUCGAAAGAUCAUAUUACCUACUUCCGUCAUUAUCGCCAGGACUCAGAUGGGUUGCGCAUUGUGUCUUCCCGGUCUGUAGAUGUGUCGGAUGAUGAUCUUCUAGCGAGUGGGUGGUUAUUACAUUUGUGGAAUGUCGAUGAGAAGAAUGGUGUGCGCGGGAAGCGGUGUCUACUGGUCCUGCAGGUGGAGGGCCUCGGAACGAACGAUGAACCAGUCAAUGCAACUUUCGGUGGCAUGAUUGACGUGUGGGGACUAGACCCAACAUCCGAGAAGGCAGAUGUCAAGGACAUGAUAUUGAGGUCCUCGCGGCCGUAA